Messenger RNA from Gracilinanus agilis (Agile Gracile Mouse Opossum), 936 nucleotides. RefSeq names its product PML-RARA regulated adaptor molecule 1 (gene PRAM1). The transcript is spliced from 10 exons. Gene Ontology annotation, biological process: T cell receptor signaling pathway; protein localization to plasma membrane; integrin-mediated signaling pathway. Gene Ontology annotation, molecular function: protein binding. Gene Ontology annotation, cellular component: plasma membrane. NCBI's taxonomy places the organism in Eukaryota, Metazoa, Chordata, Mammalia, Didelphimorphia, Didelphidae. Bases 1 to 852 code for a protein of 283 amino acids. The record is from RefSeq and is a predicted model, not a curated record.
AUGGCAGAGCUCCCGGUAUCUGGAGUGAGGGAGUGUGGCAGGAAACAUGAGGUCAUGGCAGGGGGGAAUGGGAGUCAUCAGGACUUUCAGAACCUUAAAGCAAAGUUCCAGGGCUUACAGGCUGGGUUUAGUGAAGUACCCAAGAAGCCGCCGCUGCCCAAGGGCUCUCAGCUGCCAGGCCUAGGGCGAGCCCAUCCUGCUCCAGAGGGUUCCCCCGCUGCUAGGGCUCCUGAUACUAACCAACGGAGGCCUCCGUGGCAAAGAAAAGAGCUGGGCCAGGGUGUCCCUCGCAGGAGGCCGCUGCCACCUCUCAAGACUCUUGGUCCUCAGCCUCCCAAGCCCCCUCUUCCACCUGGUACCCUGCACCUAGAACAAUUCAGGAGGACUGCAGCCUUUGCCCACCAAGUCCCAAGAAGAGAGCCCAGCUCUUUGGCUUCCUCAGAUGACCUGCUGGUCGCAGAGAGAACUCUCAAAGAUUUCCAACCACGUGGCCUGCAACUACGGAGCAGCUGGAAAUCCUCAGAAGAGGAUAAGGUAAAGGAAAUCCCCAAAGCCCUGAAGCCCCUGAAGCAGUACAAGAAGGAAGAGAAAGCAGAAAGGGAAUUCAGAAAGAAAUUUAAGUUUGAAGGGGACAUCGUGACUUUGACAAGGAUGAUGAUUGACCCCAAUGCCAAUACCCGUCGUGGGGGUGGUAGAAACUUGGCUAUCAGACGUGGGGAGAUCCUGGACGUGAUCCAGUUCACCAGCCGAGAACAGAUUCUAUGCCGGGAUGUCAGAGGAAAAUAUGGUUUCAUCCCUAGAACAGCUCUUCUCCCCCUGGAGACAGAAGUAUAUGACGACGUUAGCUUCUGAGAACAUCUUUGGAAUCCAGGCACUGUCCUCCUCCUCCGUGGUGGGUCCAGAGAAAAUUAUAUGCUUCUCCUUUAUGCAUUUAAC